CAAGUUUAAAUUUACUAAAGCUUGUUGUAGUCGUCGUGAAUUGACCAACAGCUGUUUCCCGCCAAUUAUUACUCAUUCUACUUGCUGCGUUACGUCGGGUUGUUGUACAUCUCGUUAAAACAUUUGUAAACAAAUCAUUUCUGCAAACAAAUACUAACAGUUUUAGAGUUGUGAUUAAUUUCAUGAUGUCUGUGGAUAUAAGGAGUAGUGAUCGAAGAAGAUACAUGAACGAAUUACAAGAAAGGGAGAAAGAAAUUGCUGCCGGACUUCUCAAGUAAGUUGUAGAAAGUAGUACGCAUGUCUGUCACGCAUAAACAUUGUAGUACGAGCGCGUGGUCUUUAGAGUACUAUCUGCUUGUUAUUGAUAAUUUCAUCUCUUUUAUCGUAAAUUAGUCGCCAAUUUAUAUUUAUAUUAACGCAAUUUCAUGCUGCCCAUACAGCUAUAUAUUUUUUGUGACAUUUUGUUUUUUGCUGGCUUCUUUAUUUUAAUAUUUAAAAUUUCAACUGUCAAGAUAGAAGGCAUGACCCCGCCAUGACUGAAAACUGAAUUACACAGCCUUGUGAACCCUUUUCGGCUCAUGUUCCUUUUGUAGAUAACCAAUUCCUGAUUCAUAGUCUUAAACAUCAGCUGAUUUUGAAUUUUUAAAAAAUCUAUAAGCUAUAUUUAUUGUUGAUUAUUGUGUAGAAAAACUAUAAAACUAUGGCUAGGCCUAAAUUCUAAUAAGUCCGCUGAUUAUCAGCUGUUAUUAGUCACGUUUUAGCUUCGGCCUAAUAAUUUGUCGAUUUCAUUUAUUCAUACCAGUAGCCAUUAAUUUCGGACUUUUCUUACGCUUACCAAACUUAGAUUUAAUUGAUUUAUGAGACAUGACAAUCACAAUGGCACAAACAAUUUAUGAAGUUAAGCUUUAACUUAAAUAAUUAUUUUUGGACCAGUUAUAAAAUCAAACUCGUCUUCAGAUGCCUUACUUACUUUAUCAGUUACAAUUAAAGCAAAAAAACAUUAAUAUAAUUAAUAACAAUUAUUUAUUAAAUUUAAAUAAAGUAUUAUAUUAUAUUCUACAUGUAUGUGUGACAAUGCUUAAAGAAGAAAGAUAACGAUUAAAUGAAUCAUACUGACUAAUAAUGUGCACCGUUGAAAAUCGUUUCAAAUACAAGUAUAAAAAAUAAUACUUAAAAUUAAAAGCUUUAUUACUUUUUUUUUUUUUUUCAGUUCAGUUCAGCCCUUUAAUAAUUACUAUAACUUACCGACUAUUACUAUUUGUUAAAUUUCUUUAAAAACUAUAGGAAAUAAGCUUUAAUUUGUGCUUUUUAAUUAAAGCUAGGCUUAACUAUAAUAUACAAAUUACAAUUAUUAAAAUUAGAUCAAUGCCUUAAAAAAAUAUAAGUUGUUAGUAAUUUAGCCAAGGCCUUAAUGGCCUUUUAAAAUUUACAUUAGCAGCCUAUGAUUUAUUUAUUUUUUCCACAUUAUAUUAGUAUUUUAUGCUAGUUUGUAAUAGUAAUGUCAUGUAGUAAGUUGUGAUGUAUAUUUUCAUUGGCUACGGACCUUUAUGAUUCUCUUUGGAGGGAUUGCGACUGUUAUUUUUCCUAUUCUAUGGCAUGCUGCAAUCAAAAUAUUUUCUACUGAUUAUAGAUUAUUAAAAUGGUUGCUGACCCCUAUGCCAGCUUUUCGCAUGUACUGGGUUGGUUCAAAUUAGUUUUAGGAACGUCAUUUCCAUGUUUUUUUGUGUGUGUUUUUUUGGGAGGGGGGGGGGUAAUUCUAACCCUGCCCUACCCACAUGACGUCCAGUUUCAAAUUAGUUUUAGGAACGUCAUUUCCAUGUUUUUUUGUGUGUGUUUUUUUGGGAGGGGGGGGGGGGUAAUUCUAACCCUGCCCUACCCACAUGACGUCCAGUGUAAUGUAAAUUUAUCUUACAUAUAUUUGUCGCAAGUCCAGUUUAAUCAUUAAAUGCUAUGCCUUUUGUUUUUUUUUAUAGUUCCGUUUUUUUUUAAAGGCUAUGUUAUAAAUGAUAUGAAAGUUAUGACUUCAGAGUGGAAUUGGUAGAUGUCCUUAAUGCCAGAGUAGAUAGUUUAGAUUAUUUAAUAAUGCGGCCUCAUUAAUGGGAGUUCGUUAAAAAACUUGGCAUAACUUAUAGCACAAUCAUUUCAUCUCUUUAGUUUUGUAUAUACGUUUAAAAGGGUUUUUAUAAGAAUCUAUAAAAUAAUUAGAUUUAAUGUGAGCAGCACAAACAUGUUUUGGUGUCUCGUUUCUGUUGCUGUGCGGUACUGAAUUACUUGACUAAAAGCCACGCGGUCGGACUGUACCAUGGUAUUUCAAAAUCCUUGCCCGUCGUAUGGAAUGUGCGGAGGGCCUCGUCACUCAGGUGAACUCUAGGACUACGCCAUUGAUGGCUGCAUGCCAGCGGUUAUUCGCCAGGCUUAUGGCACACAGCCAAAGUUAUUUUUAAAAAAUGAACGAAGAAAGGGGGUAGGGGAUCCCCUUGUACAAGCCCUACCUCUAUACCAGUAGCCUUCAGGUGGACAAAUAGGCGAUUCCAUCCAUCCAUCGGCUCCUUUUUUUUUUUACAAUUCUUACUACGUCUGCGAUUGGGUUCCCCCCUUAUCCAUGUUCUUGUAUCUCCACGGUAAUUGUAUCUGCUUUUUUUUCCCCCCUCUCUUUUUCUAAAUCUUUCCUUCGCAUCAUUCUUUUGGAAUUUUCAUGCGCGCCUUAUCUGCACUGGUCUGGCCUCUUUUUAUUCCACUUUCCCCUUCACUGGUUUUAUUGAAACCAUUUGUGUGAAUUACCUGUGCAGACAAUGCCGUAAAGAUGGAAUUUACCCAGGUUUGUGACAAACAACCAAUUAGGAUGUUAUCAUGGGCAUAGGCUCUUUCGUUGUCCUCGUCUAAAGCCAGGCCUGCGGGAGUCGACGUCAGAUUGAGCGUCGUGCAGAUGAUCCGCUGCUCAUGCUAAUAAUUGUUAGAGCAGUGAAUUAAUUUCGUGGAAAGAAUUUAUGUUCAGACUUGUACGCUGUAGAAAAUGAGAAGUAUUAGGAGUAUUAUUUCACUUUCUGCCCGGGCUCUGGUUACCCUUUUUUUAAAGUUGUCUCUUACCAUUUGUUGUUUUUUUUUCUGUAUCGUGCAUGUCUGUUGUAAUGAUGAGUCGAUUGCUAUUUGAUAUUGUUUAUUUCUCUCCCCCCUUCCCCACCUUUAAGUGGCAGUAGGCUUAAUGGACUGUUUAACUUUGUUUUUUACCAGGGUAUCACAGCCGGCCUCGCCCAAAGCCCUACAAGAAAACGAGAAGAGGAUGCGCCGAGAGAUCGCCAACAGCAACGAGAGGAGACGCAUGCAGUGUAUCAACGCCGGGUUCUCAAACCUCAGAGCUCUGAUCCCCAACCUGGAGGGGGAGAAGCUCAGCAAGGUAAUUAUAUCUGAUUGUUCUUGUCGUCUAAUCCGUGACAUUGCUGAUAUUUGUCCGUCUCAUAGUGAUUUAAAUCCCUGAAAAUUAUUUUCUAUUAUAAGGUGGAGACCUGCUCGGGUGACUGAGCCUUGCAUUCAGCUUAGAUUUUGAUGUAGGCAGAUAAAGGUUUUGUAGAUAACGUGAGUCGAUGACAUUAUUGCGACAUACGGCCUAAUAACGUUAUAGAUCACAUCACAGAGCCUUGUGGGGGUGAUCUUCUCUCUCUUUUUCCCCCCCCCUCCCCCUUAUAUUAAAAAACAAAUAAUAAAAAAAAAACAAAAAAAAACUGGAUUGCAAUGGGCAUGAUUGAGUGUUAAUGUAUUUAUUUGUUUAUGUGAGAAGUUUGCGACACUUACAAAAGGGAUAAAGCUUUUAGGUAGAUUGAGACACAAUUUAUAUGAAUAUUACAUCUCACGUGUAUAUCCUACCUAUAUGUAAAAAAAAUGUAAGCAAAGAAUAGGAAUGUGCGCAAAAAUACCGUACUGCAGACCUGUUCACCCUCAAACUCUUACAAUCGUACAAAAUCGUUCAAUAUAUAAUCUCAAUAGUUUAAAAAAAUAACGUACAGUAUAUAUAAUGUAUACACUUCAAACUCGUACAUUGUACGCCCAAUUCGUCAAAGUAAAUAGGUCUAGUACUACCAAUCUUGGAAAUGUGGCAUUGUCAUUUCUGGAGAUUUAUCCACAGCAGAUCUUGAUUCUCUCUCCCACCCUUAUUUAAAACUAUUAUUUGUUUUAAUCCCUGGCCUAGUUCUUUUGAGAACACACAAACACCCCCUUCCCUCUCCCCAUUUUUUUUCUCUUAAACUUAGGGAUUGGCCACCUUGAAAGUAGGAUCUAAUCUUACCUGAGGGCUACUAUGUGGGGAAACCCUGGUGGGGGUGGGGGGUUGAGCUCCAACCGGGAACUGUAAUUUUAAACCAAAUUUUAAAAAAAAAUUGGACUUGCGAUUUUUACCAUUAGGGCGCAUUUCCGGAUUAGGUUCAGUGCCUGACAAAAUGCUGUCGGUUAGGCUGGGGUUCUACCGACAUCCUCUUUUGACCGGUGUCUUUCAGCCAGCAGUGAAAUGUCACAGCUCAAGUGCGCAUGCCCGGAAGUACUUAUUGUGUAUGUAGUAGCCAAGACCCUCAAUGAAACUUGCCCGACCGGUUGAUAAACGGUAACCUAAGCAGCGUGGUGUUCAUGAAUGGAGCUGGGAGGCGGGCAUACCGAUUGAUCACUGGAGCAUUGCGGGCUCUGCUGUGAGAUUUAAAAGACUCUUUUUUUUUCUCACUUUUAUCUUGUCACUCAUUCAUAAAUAUUGACGUACUGCAUUUGAUAAGUACAGGGAAUACGAAUGAAAUUAUUUUGAUUUGCAAACGAAAUAAAUGCGCCUGCAUACAACAAGGUAGAUACCUAAAAUAUCAUCUGGAUAAAUGCCGCUGAACUUAAGAAUUAACCUUGAAUGGUGUCGUCUGUCAAAUACAUGGGACCCAGUCGUACCUGACGCGUGGGUUGUUUCGUCUCGGUGACCAAUUUGAAUGGGUGGGGGGGGGGGGGGCAAGAUACACUGAUAGCUUGGUAUUCCCAAGAUUUGGAGGGGUGUUGAGCUGAGAUUAUGGGCCUUUCGCCUAAAGUCCUAGUUGAAGAAUUGUAAUGUAAGCAGCUAUUUCAUUCACAGGAUACCGAAGUAUUCUGGUUACUGCCGGUUCGGAAUGUAUGGGAUUGGCUUCCGAAUAUUCAGACAGGGGUCCUCACUCAUUACUCUCACUUGUCGUGUGUCGGGUGUAAUUUUUUUAACUAGCGUUGAUUGUUGUUUUUUGUCUAACCAUACACGAGGUCCCUUGAACCCAUAUAGCGUCUUGUUGGUAGUUAUCCUACUUGUUAAAUGUUUUCAUGGGUCGGCUCAACUCUGUGAGUGUGGGCAUUUGUAAAUGUUUCGUCAUCAGUUGUGAACCUUAAUUAUAGUUUUUUUGUUUUGUUUUAAAAACUUUUACCCACCAAACCUUUAACUAGCCUAACUUAUAAGACGGACGCCAUCACACACACCAUUCCUAAAGUCAAAACUUUCCUAAUUAAAUCACAUCUUUCCUGGUGUUGAUGAGGAAAUUUCACUGAUUUCCAGUGCCACUUUGUGAGGGAACCAUGCACUUGGGGUUUGAAGGCUUGAGGCAAUAGGCACAAAUGUGUCUAGUGUUGUCGCCUCAACCAUUCCUUUUGAAAGAUUGUUCCAGUCCCUGAUUGUCUUGGGCAGGAAUGAGCAGUUCCUAUGUUAUGUGUGCGCUUCAUCAUGGCUGAAUACUUAGUGGGACCACUGGUCUUGACCAUAUGCCCUAUGCCUAUACCCUAAUCGCUCUGCCGUAAACUAAAUACAUCGUCUGUCUUUUGAGUCAUGGCAAGGCGGUGACUUUUCGUCUACCAGGGCAGAACUAAUGAACAUUUAAAUAGACUAGCGGUCUAAAUGGCUCUGCGUAGACUGGAUCUACCGUAUUAACACACUUAAUGGCAUUCACGGGGUGUUUUUGUGGCUGUUUUUUUUUUUUUUUUUUUGAGUCAUGGCAAGGCGGUGACUUUUUGUCUACUAGGGCAGAACUAAUGGACAUUCAAAUAUACUCUAGCGGUCGUGCAGAGGAGACAUUUCUAUGCACAAGAAAUAAUGGAACACGGACCUAGCUUUCAUUCAUAAAACCGCAUUUGAACUCUGCCUCGUUCCGAACUGUCUUUAUGUUGAAUUCGUUUGGAAUAUUAAGUACUGAAAAGACACUAAGUUGUCCGUUUCCACAUGCUCACGCUGAAGGCGUAUUUGAAAACUACUUAUUAAACAGUUCCAGCCCUUUAACAAUCGCAUGAAUGACAUGUAAAUGUAGCCGAGUUGUGAGUCACAUUUAGUUGGUCGAGCUAAUAGUGUGUGCGUUUUUAUUUUUAAUUGGUUAGUUCAAAGUUAGCAGGAGUCAGUGCUUCGUUCCCGUCAAUGUCGGUCUAAUUAUUUAAAUUAUGUGACGAAAUGUUGUUAAAACCAUGGUAGCUUCUUGACCCAAAACAUCACGCCGCCUAAAGUUAAAGAAUGUGGUGGUUGGGCAUCUUGACAUACGGUGACGACAUUGAAUAUAUAAGGACCAGGCACUGGUUGCUAGUUUUCUUUUUUUUUUUUUUUUUUUGAGACUGUAAGUGUAAAAGGGACAUGAUCUCUCUUUUCUUCUUUUCAAAAAAAAUGAACCCAAAAAUAAUAUCUUCAAUUGUUCAUCACCCCGGAGUCUCCCCACCCUUAGUUGAACCAACAUACCGUGGAUCUCGUGUUGUAUGCUGGGUAGGGGUAGUGAGUCACUGGCGUGGUGGCUAUUUAGGUCAUAGCCUUCUCAUGCACUGAAUCACUCAAGCCCGGUGGUUGUGUCUCGCCGCUGUCGCUCUACUUUGCCAAAGCCAGGGAGCAGGCCGGCCCGGCGAUUGUCUGUUGGCCAAUGGGACGCUGCCAUCAACGUGGUACGAUGUGGUCUUGCCAUAAACCCCGCGAUGGGGUGUGGGGCGGGUGGGAGAUGGGUGUGUGUUGACGUCUGUUUUACUUGGUGUCUCAGAUCGAUUUAUUGGGCAAUGAAUGUGUGUGUGGGGGGGGGGGGGGGGGGCCAUGGGUAAAGGCUCAAGGGUCAUUCUAAACUUUUUUUUUUUUUUUAUGGGGGGGGGGGGGGGGGGGGGGGGGGGGGGGGGGAGGGGGGAGGGGGAUUUUUAACUUUUUUUUUUUUUUUUUUAAUGAUCCGACUUACUUAAAACAGCCAUGUUUUACUGAACAGAAUGCUCCGUCGUUAAUAUUAAUUAACCUUGCCUCCAUCCGGGAUUCAGUGCAAAUCGUCCAUGUUUAUCAACAUCGCACGAUGUCUAAUUAUAGUUCGUGUUCGUGUCGAAUACAAAAGGUUAUUAAAAUAGCCAACACACCUUAAGUCACCAAGGUCCUUUUGUUGUUGCUUUGCGUGUGUGUGUAACAUCCACACCCACCCCCAUAUGUCACGUGGGCUUCUUUAACCUCGAGUAAUCACGAGCGCGUGACAUAGAUUAGAUUGUUUGUGCUCUCGGUUCUCAUUCAUGACAUAUCACCGUCAUCAGCUGAUAGGCGCUAACAACUGACCGGUGUCACGAAAUAUUAAUCACGAUGCAAUUAUGUCUAUUGGAUGUAUUUUUUUAAUAGACCAAACGAAUCCACUAAUAAAAACUUAAGGUUGUUUUUUUUUCGAUAUUGGAAAGGCCCCUAUUAAUUCGUCUGCUGUAUAUAUAUAUUAUAUAUAUAUAUAUAUAUACACACACACACACACACACACACUUGUCUCACCUGGGUGUUGAAGAUGUUUUUCUAUAUUUGGGGAGGCAUUUUUAUUUUUGUUUGCCGAGUAGAAAUGUUAUCGUUUUCAUUUGAAAUGAUAUAAUUUUAUCUCAUAGUCUCUAUCUCUCGUUCAUCACCCCAGGCGGCCAUUUUGCAACACACAACUGAGUACAUUACAACACUAGCCAAUGACAAGUCAAGGCUAGAAAUCCAGCUUGAUCACUCCAAGAGGCUCCUUGCCGAGUUGGGGCAGGACCGCCUGGUCACCGACUCCUAUGUGUCCAGCUCCCCUCCUCCGUCGAAGCGGAAAAAAAGGGAUACAGGUGUGUGACUAUUUCAGUUAAAGACUUAAUUUCCUAGACAGAAAAAGUUUCUUCACUUGGAAAAAAAAAAAAUCUGUUAAAUAUGUAAGAAUGUGAUUUAUGUUGCCUCGCAGUUUUUGUUGCAUUAUGUUCUUUCAGUUAGAUGUAGUUGUUACUAAUAUCUUGCUUUUCCUGUAUUUAGAAUCUUCAGAUGAAGGUGUGGGCUCCCUUUCUGAUGCCUCUGAUGAAGGUGGGUCAGAGCUCCAGAAUGAAAAUGUAUCCUUACGUCACCAGUUGGAGGCCCAGCGACAGCAGUGUGCUCACCUGGAAGAACGUAAUCGUCUUCUGGAAGCGCAGAUCCUGUCUUUGCUGCAAGUUCAAGCCGCCCAUACAAACACGCUGAGUGUAAGUUGCAUGGUAUAUUGUUUGGAGAGAUAAUUAAGAUGAUUCAAAUUAUUUGCUGACUAAAUUUUUUUUAUUGUAGAAUAGGUGUUGAAAUUGACAACAAAUUGAAGUGAUAAUAUAAUGGUUAUGAUGUUUGAUUUUGAAUAUUUUAUGAAAUUAAUAUUCAUUUUUUUUUCACUCCCAUAGGAGAUGCAUCCAGUCAACCUAGAAGUGAGACAGCAAGAGUCUCUAUAUAACCGUGAGUUGGCUGAAGUCAUAUCAACACGAGAAAACUUUGUUCCAUCCCCUAGAGUAGAAAGUUUCCAGCCGCCCCGACCGCUCUCUCCAACACCUGAAAGAGGGAUGUCGAUGGAUGCUCCAAGCAGAAUGGAUACAUCCUCUCCUGGUUAUAUGAUGGUUCCAUCGUCGCAGAAGGAGGUUCCUAACACAACAGGGGUGAAAGUGGAGAUAGCAUAUCCCCCGAUGUCAAGGGUUGAGGACCCUGCACCCAUCACAGUGCCAUCUGCCAUAGCAACCGCCCUUGCCAGUCCAGCCAGUGACAACCAUCACCAUCAUAACUACUGCCAUCGUGACCAUCCCCGCCGCCGUCAUCGCCAACAAGCGCAGCUAGAACAGCAGCGAGCUGAGGAGGAGCUGCGACGUCAACAACAGGAGCAGCAUGAUGUGGUGAUGACACCCGUGCCCUUCAGGCCGAAACACAACACUCAAAAUCUUGAGAACCUGGUUGAAGCCAUUAGGCAAAUUGAGGGGGAUAGAGUCUUGUGCGAUGAAGGCCACAGACUGUAUGAUGUGCGUCAGUCCUUGGUGCACUCAGAAGAGAGUGAGAGGGAAACGAGUAGCAUCAGUGACCAGGAUGAGUUCAGAUCUGAGAGCUCUGGACGUGACUCACCACCACAUCAUCAUCAUCUGCAGCAGCAGCCUCAUCAAGUUAUUGUGACACAUCAGCAGACGUCCCCAGCAACCACAGCCCCAAGCAGUAGCGUCAGUAGCCCAAGCAGCAGUUUCUCGGAAAAGUACCCCAUCGCCACCCAUCUGCUGCACCGCCCCCUCCAUCCAUCCUUCUACAGACCAGGGGUCAUUGUACACAAACAGUGACAGCCUGUCACAUCACUUGACUUUAGUAACAACUUAUUUAAGAUUGAACUUCAUCAGUUGUGAGACAUCAGAUACUUAAGCAGUGUGCCUGUUACUUGAACUAAAAUUAAAGAGUUGGAUGGCUAUACGGAAGGAAGGCUUGCUGUUUUUAAAAUAAUAAAAUUCCCCCCAAAGUUUAUUGAAAUUGGAGAAAACUGUGUUCCCUGUCAUUCAAAUUUAUUCACUCACAACACAAUGGAUUAACAUCAUGAGAGUGCAGCUAUCAGCAUAUUACUGUUUUACCAUACUUUUAGAGCCAUUAACUGUGGCACAUUAAACUGUGGAAUACUCUGUGUUACAGUAUUUCACCUGGAGUCUACAAAAUGUUGGGAACUGAGAGACAGUUAAUGCAGGAUACACAGGUGGGCUUUACAGAAAAGAGGGAUUCUGAUGUUAACGAAAAAUAUUUAUCCUUCAUUUAAUAUAAAUUCAGUUACAUUCUUUUCUUUUAUUUUGAAACGGGUUGCAAUGAAAAUGAGCAGACAUGCUCACUUAAAAAAUUGUAAAUUAUUAUAAUUCAUGUUGUGUUACAAUUGUUUACUUUUAAAUUUUUUAUCCAAAGCCUGUUUCUGAAAAACUUCCAAAUGUUUCUAUCGAGAAAGAUAGUCAUACACCCUAAGGUUUCCUCAAGAAAUUUUAUCAAUUUUUUUUUUUUUUAUAUUUUUAUUAUUGUUGCUUUGUUACAAUUGUUCAGGUUUUUUUUUUUUUUUAAAUUUUAAUUGAGGUUCAUUUUCUGACACUAUUGGUAUAAUUUAAAUUUGUAAUUAUUUCUCUUACUAUGCAGUGGUUCUUAAACUUGUGGAACUUGUUGCUUAAGAUUUUUUUUAUUUUUUUUAAAUUAUGUGUGAGAGAAGUUCCCUUGAAGGAUUUUUAGAACAAAGGUUAAGAACCACUGCUCAAUUGCCUUGUUAAUUUCUGUAUGUACAGCUACUAAAUACUAAAGGACAUGUUCAGCAAUCACUGAAUCUAUAUAAGUACUGGAUCAUUUAUACAUAUAGUCAGUAAUUUAUUUAUUCAACAGCUCAUGUGUAAGAUACCACCAUCUCCAUUGUAAGCCUCGGCUUAUCUACAUCUAUUUAUUGCAACAAUUUUUUUUUUUUUAAGUCAAACAAUUUUUAAAAAAUCUAUUUUUAUACUGUAUUGAUGAAGGAAAGUGUCAAAAUUGUUUUUUAAAAAAUGAGUGUAAAUAUAUAUAAACCAUCACCAUUUGUUGUUGUAGUUUAUUUAUUCCUGUUGGUUUGAUUUCAUUUCUCUCUCUCUUCCUAUUCAACUUGAACCCACAUGAAUUUGAAUGAGACAAGCUGGUUAUUUAUCAUUGAUGAGUGUACAGCAAUAAAUGCUGGGAUAAUGUGUUACUUUUCUCAAGGCAUGAAUUAGGUGUUAAAAUACUCACACGAGGCGUGAUGAAGAGUUGACUAAAAUUGGAAAUUUUGAAUCCCUCCUUUUAAGAGAUAGACAUCCAAGAAAGAAUUAUGUUGAAAAACUUUGGUAAAACUAAAUUUUUUUCUUGUUCAGAUACAACAUAAAAGUCUCAGUCUACAAAAGUAAAAAUCUUUAACUUUCAAAAGAAAAAAAAAAAGUUUUUAAUGAGUUUUAAUAGAAAUAUUUUCUGAUUUUUUUUGUCUGGCUAGGAGUUUUUAAAAAAUAUUGUGUACCAGCAUCUCUAGAUUUUUAAACCAGUAUCCCUUAUGUUUUUAACCAUCCUUAUUUUUCAUGUAGACUGUAGAGCUGUUUAGUUUCUAAAUCAUUUGUAGUAAGAAAGUUGAGAUGAAACAUUGGC
This is a messenger RNA of Lymnaea stagnalis (great pond snail), 11341 nucleotides long. NCBI's taxonomy places the organism in Eukaryota, Metazoa, Mollusca, Gastropoda, Lymnaeidae. The record is from the annotation of a GenBank genome assembly.